AUGAACGCGGGAUUAGGAAACUCCCCUAUGGACUUUGGUGAUGGCUUUUUACCGGAUGGCCGAAUCUAUGUCUCCUAUGAGGGCGUGGAAUUUGUCCCCUGGAAGGAGUGGCCGGCCGCUGGGUCAGAAGCAGCAAAGCUCCUAGCCAUCUCGCCUUACAGGUAUGAUCUGUCCGAGGAUGAGGAUGAGAGCUGGGAAUCUGACGAGGAGGACAUUCCAGGCGCCUUAGCUGCCACGACUGCAGCAGCUGCGGAGGAAGUCCCGCAGAGAGUGAUUGCCAUUCUAUCAGAGGUGGCCGAUGACAAGAUGACGCUGGACUCUGAGCUGGUGGAUGGCAUUGACUCUUUGGGUGCAACGCUAGUUCUCAACAAUCUCCAGAUGCAGUUGGGAGUGAACAUCUCCGUCACUGACUGGAUGGAGAUGGAACGUGUUUCGGACGUCGUCGAUCGCGUGCUCAAGGAGCUUCCAGCGCCAGCACCGGUGGCGCCAAAGCGAAAAAUACGCCGUAAGCGGAUGGAGGUUGACAUGGAGGAGGAGGUGCAGACUGUGCAGACUGGGCCGACGGCGAGUCCAGCGGACAUCUCCGAGAAGGUACUGGCCAUCUUGAACGAGGUGGCAGAGGAGGAUGAGAAACUGUCUUUGGAUACCGCGCUGACGGAUGGCAUUGAUUCCUUGGGCUCUACGCUGGUGAUCAACAAUAUCCAAGCGGCCUUUGGAGUGACACUCUCCAUCACAUCCUGGAUGGAGAUGGAGACCGCUGGAGACCUCACGAAGUUUGUGACUGGCCUGGUGGAAGAGCAGGCGCCAAUUUCAACACCGGUAGCUCCCAAAAAGAAAUCGAAGCCAAAGAGAGCGUCGCAGGCCAGACGUUCAAAGCAAGGAGUCGAGACCAAACCCUUACAAAGCUCUGCUUCCGUGUCGGGGGUUCGAGUUCAUCGACAAGGGAUCGGCCCACGGGUGUUCCUAGUGGAUGCACACCCUCCCGAAGCCGAAGAGCCAGCAGGCUUGGAGAAGGUGCAGGAGCGACGCGCCGAACUUGCAGCUGCUUUGGCACCUUGCACGGUUUGCUCUUUGAUUUUUGACGAGGAAGCUUGCAAAUGCGCGAACUUGGCCGAGUUGGUCAGGCUGUACACGCGCAGGGUCAAUGCACAUCGCAUGAUCUAUCCAGAUGCUGUUGAAGGAGAACCCUUAGCUCUUGCUGCCUGGUCCUUCAGCCGCGUCAUUGCCAGUGCUUUGGCUUCUUCCUUAGAGAAGUCAGGCGUGCAGGAUGUGCGCCUGAUUCUUUUCAAGGAUGGAUUGCUCCUACCAGAACCAUCGGAGGAGGAAGGAGAUGAGUGGUGGGGCGGUGCUACAGAGGCAGUUCUCUUCACAGCCAGUGCUUGCGGUGCGGCCAAGUGGGCAAAGGAGGAGCGGCGCCGUUUGCGGAAGAAAGGCGCCCUCCGGCAACUGCGAGAAGAUGAGGAUGAAGUGGAGGACAUGCAGAUGCGUCUGUUUUGGGAAGAGGGGGCAAAGCCCGGACACCUGCAGCAGCUGGGACCAAAACGCUUUGCGGAGUUGGCGAACACCACCGGCCGCAAGGUUGAAAUCUUGCGGUCCUUGACAAAAGGAGCCAAGGGUGUGCUGGACUUUCAGGGUUGCGCUGCUGUAGUGGGAGUGGAAUCCUCAAGGCCAAAGGCGGCGCGGCACGUUCGUUUGUUGAAUAGCUCACCUGGCAAUGUGCCGGAAGAUGUCCUGUUUUAGUUUCGAUGGUGAAUCUAUUUGUCUUAGCUGGUAGAGUGCUGCUUGAGAAGAUUCAAGUUGGCACAGCAAUACUGUACCACCCUGCCAAAGAGCAGGGAGCAGGGGAUGGACCAGCUCGGUAUGUCUCGAUUCGAGGAUUGGUUCAAAA
Cladocopium goreaui is the source of this 1888-nucleotide messenger RNA. Lineage: Eukaryota; Dinophyceae; Suessiales; Symbiodiniaceae. The record is from the annotation of a GenBank genome assembly.